UCUUGGUAUCAAAUUAAACCUUACGACUUGUCCUAGCUGAAUAUAAAUAUAAGGUUACAUUAAAAGGUAUUCUGCUAUGUUUUACUGUCUUUUGAGUGAUUCAACCCAAAAUCCUGACCCGGUUGUAAAUUAUGCAAAUGAAGAGCCUUGGCAGGACAAAGAAACCAUCUCGUGCCCAAAACAAAGGAGCCUCAUUGGGUCAUUUCUCCCAAAGGAGGUGUGACCUCCCUGCCUUAAAAGUCAGGCUCCGGCAUUGACUCUCUCUCUUCUGCUGAACAUUUCAACACUCCUCUUCCGUCCUGCUCCCUCACCCGGUCCUCUUCCCCUCCCUCGGACUCCCCUGAACAUUUCAACUCUCCAACAGUUACUCUUAAGACGCUUUGAACUUUCCGCGAGCAAUCCACGCUCUGGAAACACCGACAGAAAGCCCAUCUCAAGGACGCCACGAGGACACGACAUACUGUGUCGUCUUGCUCAGCGACACAAAGCCGGUUCCCGCCGCCUCCUUUCCCAUUUUAACCUUGUUACAUUGGUGCCGAAGCCCACGAAGAAGGAGGGAUGCGCUGUCAUGUAGUCCUCGCCACUACCAGCCAACCAAGGAGCAGCCACGGCCAUCUGCCCGGGGACGGAGAUGUCACUGUUGGCCGCUGAGUAUCUGAGGCAUGCUGCCGUUUCCCCACCAGAAAAAAAAGAAAAGAGAGAAAAGGGGGAGGAGCGUGACAUCUGCCCGGCGCCGGAGGACCUAAUACCGUCCACUGGGAGAGGAGCGAGCUGUCGUCUUCCAGAGGUUGGGGAGUGGCUAACCAGCUUUUGAUGUGCAGUAGCAUCCUGACGGCAUCGAUAUGAAAACCGUGAUUAAAAAGGACAAGCCUGAUUGUGAACAGGACCAUUCAUCAGAACUGUCGCUUGAGGAGACAGAGGGGUCAGAGGUGACCACAAAGGCCCCAGGUCCCACCAAGGAUGGGGAAGAGAUUCUGGUGCUGAGCCACAUGGAGGAAUCAGUUGGGUACUUUUGCCGUAGACUGAAUUAUACAAAGAAAUGUACUCAGGUGUCUGAUGAAAGUCCUUCAGAUACGGACACAAACACAGAACCAUCUGCCUCUCCCCCCUCAAACAGACGUAAAACUUGUGGUAAAAAAUUCAGCUGUAAACUAUGUGGCAUGGAGUACCGUCACAAAGAAAACCUGGUAUCUCACAUGCGAAUACACACUGGAGAGACUCCAUACUGCUGUGAACUGUGUGGGGUGUCAUUCAGACGUUCAGACUGGCUUAAAUUACACUUCAAAAUCCACAUGGGUGAAAAACGACACAUUGUGAAGCGCUUCGUUUGUGAUAAGUGUGGGAUGAAAUUUAUUUCCUCCGCCAAACUCCAAAGUCACAUAUGGAAACACAAUGGAGAGAGACCAUUUUCCUGCUCGCUCUGUGAGAAGACGUACUACAGUCUGGUCAAUCUCAAACGCCACCAAAAUGAUUGUCACUCUGGAGAGAAACGGUUUUAUUGCUCCUUGUGUGGACACAGCUUUGCACGCCUUGAAUCACUGCAGAAACACACACGGAUUCACACUGGAGAGAAACCGUUCUCCUGUUCAGAGUGUGGAAAAAGUUAUCGUCAUAAAUACUCUCUGUUAAUGCAUAAUAAAGUGCACUCAGGAAAAGGUUAAUGUCAUACACAUUUCUGCAAACUUGAGUAAUAUUUACUGUCGGGUUAUUCAUUUCUAUAAACGAUUGUACACAAUAUGCAUACUUCAUGUUUUCUUGGUUAUUAAGUCCUAAGUGAUACAAUGGGCUGAAAAAUUUGGGCUGAUUGUAUCAUAGCAUUUUAUUUUAUUGAACAAUUUUAGUUGUGUCUUUCUAAAUGCUCAGUCUGACUUUGUCUGACCAGCAUAAAUUCAACAAGUGUUAUUACUGUAUACCAAGCAAUAACAAUGGAAAUUACUGCUUCUCAACAUUUUCUUGUGAUGACAAGAGACCAAUCAUUAUCUCUAACUUAUACGGACAAUACAGCACACAACAUAGGAUAGCAAAGUAGCCUAUAUCAAGAGCAAGAAACAAUUAGUAACAAAUAAAAAUGAAUACUAAGGAAAAUGAGUAAUUAUGAAGGAAAUAUUAUGAAAGAAAUUUCAAAUGAAGAACAACAUCUUGUUACUGAAUUAAAAAAAAAGUUACAAUGUUACGAAGGGGAAAAAAUCUAAUCCCUCUUUGCACUUGAAAGUUACAGUGGAUAUAAAAAGUCUACACACCCCUGUUAAAAUGCCAGGUUCUUGUGAUGUAAAAGAACGAGACAAAGAUAAAUCAUGUCAGAACUUUUUCCACCUUUAAUGUGACCUAU
Messenger RNA from Xyrauchen texanus (razorback sucker), 2329 nucleotides. RefSeq names its product gastrula zinc finger protein XlCGF49.1-like. The transcript is spliced from 3 exons. The coding region runs from base 843 to 1661 and encodes 272 amino acids. The record is from RefSeq and is a predicted model, not a curated record. Lineage: Eukaryota; Metazoa; Chordata; Actinopteri; Cypriniformes; Catostomidae.